UUCCUGGGCCACCACGCUCUCGAAAACUAUCGCGCCUCUCAACAACACCUGGUUACAGAGACAUCCUCCCAUCAGAAACCUAGCACUUGUUUUCAUCGCACCCAUACCACACAAUACCAUGGCCCAUCCGAAAAUACCCGCCAGCGUCAUUCUGUCGCCGCGCGAACUAAAACUGUACAAGCGUUGGCAGUGCUUGCACGCAAACAUCCGACCAAAUGAGCAAGGCUACAUUCCCACAGCCGGCGAGUACGAAGACUUUCAGCAAUGGCUGAAGCGACAAGACUCUGGCUAUUUUUCCGACAUAUUCGACGACAUUACUGGCCACAUCGCGCCUCCCACUUCCGGAACCAACAAGUCAACGUCAAACUCGCCCGUCGCAUCAGUCUGCCAGCACACUAUGCACCCGACAGCAGCCGGCCAACUCCAGUCCCGAUGCCCUGUGUGUACAAUUGAUAUGCACGUCAAGUACAUGCACGUAUUGUCGCAAGCCCUCGAGAAUGCAGGUGGUCGUGCGCCAUCAUGCACUCUGACUAGCUCCGAGCAUCAAGACACUGUCUACAAUGCGUGGUGCAAAGGCAAGAUCGGCGCCCUCAAAGAACUCUCGGUUAUUGAAAACAUGGCUGCACAAGAGGCUGAAUGGUCAGCACGACAUCCAGAAGAGAGUCACGAACAUGCACAAACCGCGUCCAAGGCACUAGAUCUGUAUUGGGCCGAGACCACAGGACGUGUAGAGGAGCGAUCGCGUCCCAAACGGGAUUCUGCCGUUGCAUUCGCAGAGGACACGGAUUUUGAGCCCGGAAGACCUAAUCCGUACUUUCAUCGGAGAUCACCGCGC
Bipolaris maydis ATCC 48331 is the source of this 835-nucleotide messenger RNA. RefSeq lists its product as uncharacterized. NCBI's taxonomy places the organism in Eukaryota, Fungi, Ascomycota, Dothideomycetes, Pleosporales, Pleosporaceae. The record is from RefSeq and is a predicted model, not a curated record.